UUCUGCUCAAGAGUGUAAACUGGGAGUCAAGGUUCAACCCACAAGCAGGUCAAAAUGAAAAUCCUUGUGUCAAUGCUUCUGCUGGGCGUCUCAGUGAUGGCUGGGGGAGCGUGUUUUCCAAAUGACUGUUCACAGAUUAUACGACAGCAAAAACGAGCAUGCAGCGGCAUUUAUGACAUCCAGCCGGCUGGAGCCAGCGCUCCCUUUGAGGUUUACUGUGAGAUGCGAAUAGAUGGAGGCUGGACUGUGUUUCAAAUGCGCACCGGAGCAAGCUUGUCUUUUGACAGAGAAUGGCACGCGUAUAAAAACGGAUUUGGAAAUCCAGCCGAGGACCACUGGCUCGGUCUGGAGAAGGUUUAUAAUCUGACUAAGGACACAACCAGGAUGUGGACUCUGAGAGUGGACCUGUGGGAUUUUGAAGGUGGCAAUGCUUAUGCUGAAUACAGGAACUUCAGACUUGGAGAUGAGCAAUCAGCCUACAGCUUGCAAGUUGGGAAAUACAGAGGAACCGCAGGUGAUGCCAUCCGUGGUGCCCAUCUAGGCAUUGACCAAAACGGUUACGGCUUCAGCACGUUUGACCGGGACAACGACGGCUGCUCACCUUGCAUCUUUGACAACAUUGCCAUACGACAUUGCGUCUCUUCAGAGGGUGGUGGUUGGUGGUACAGCCAAUGUGGAUCAGCUAGUUUAAAUGGUGAAUGGCAUCAUUUUGGUGAACACAUUGGGUGGUCUUCUGGCCUCCACUGGGAAACCUGGAAACAUGCUCGUUAUUCAGCCAAGGCCACCAGGAUGAUGAUCAGGUCUGAGUACUGAACUGGUUGAAUGUCAUCAGUCUUAAACAUGUUGCUGCAAAAAUAUAGAAGAGUAUGCGGGCAAGAUUGUAGUUCAUGAAACAGCAAUGACAAUACAAUUAUUGGACAUAAACCUCUAGAACUACUUAAGACAGGUACCCAAAAAUGAUUAAAAUGUGUUUUAAUGAUUCAGGCAGACAUUAAACAAAGAAUUGAUUGAACUAUUUAGAAUUUCAACCUUUAGAUGCUCAAAUGAGUGUGCUAGCUUCUUGAACUAUCAUCUUUUUCAUUUGGCUUGAUUUGUUAUUAUUGUUCACAAAGAGUUGGUUUGACAUCUUAUCUUUAAUUUAUUAAUAUUUGUAAAUAUUUAAAAAUUUCCAUAAACUUUUGAAAAUUGUCAGACUUUUUUAUUUUUGCUUUUUAAGUUCAUAAACCUUUUUUACUCCCAAAUAUUCAUUCAUUCGCAACAAUUUAUCCAUGGAAGUGGUGCUAGAAAGGAGUGAAGCUAAUGUCCUUAUCCAACAAGUCUUUGGGCGAGAGGCAGGAGAUAUCCUGGACAUGUUGCCAGUCAAUCAAUUCCAGAAUGAUUGAAACUCUGCUUUUCAGAUUGGACCAGACAGGAAGUCAAACGUAAAAGCACUGAGAAAGAUCCAGAAACUUUCUAAAUAAAAGUCAAGUGCAGAUUACAUUAUAUGCUUCUUACACAUCCAGUGGAAAAGCCGGGUAAUUGUCUGGGAUUUUGAAUUUGGGGUUUUCAUAAACAGUAAACCAUAACUAUCAAAAUCGUUAACAAAUAAAGACUUGAAAUAUC
Nothobranchius furzeri (turquoise killifish) is the source of this 1602-nucleotide messenger RNA. RefSeq names its product fibrinogen-like protein 1. Lineage: Eukaryota; Metazoa; Chordata; Actinopteri; Cyprinodontiformes; Nothobranchiidae. The record is from RefSeq and is a predicted model, not a curated record.